Messenger RNA from Phragmites australis (common reed), 945 nucleotides. Its product is annotated as putative cyclin-dependent kinase F-2. NCBI's taxonomy places the organism in Eukaryota, Viridiplantae, Streptophyta, Magnoliopsida, Poales, Poaceae. The transcript has a single exon. Gene Ontology annotation, biological process: regulation of mitotic cell cycle; protein phosphorylation. The record is from RefSeq and is a predicted model, not a curated record. Gene Ontology annotation, cellular component: nucleus. Gene Ontology annotation, molecular function: ATP binding; cyclin-dependent protein serine/threonine kinase activity. Bases 1 to 945 code for a protein of 314 amino acids.
AUGAGGGAAGCGUCCUGCCCAGGCGGGGUUCCGAUGGAUUCCGCCGCCGCAAGAAACGACGUGCGGAUAGGAAGUCUCGAAUCCUACAAGCUGCUCUCCAAGAUCGGUGAGGGGGCCUUCGGCGUCGUGCGGAAGGCGCGCCACCGCAGCACCGGCCAGGAGGUCGCGAUCAAGUCCGUGCGUGCCGGCAGCGGCGAGGCGCUGCUGCGGGAGGCCGGGAUGCUGGCGACUUGCGCCAGCAACCCUGGCGUGGUGGAGCUUCGGGAGGUGGCGCGUGACGCGGAGAUGGACGAGCUCCACCUCGUCAUGGAGUACGUCGGGCCGAGCCUGCUCGACGUCGUGGGUGCGCGUCGCCGCGUUGGCAGCCCAUUCACGGAGUCGGAGGCGCGACGCGUGAUGAAGCGCCUGUUGGGCGGCGUGGAGAUGAUGCACGGCCACGGAGUCGUGCACUGCGACCUCAAGCCCGGGAACGUGCUACUCGGCGGGGAAGAUGGUCAGGGCCGGGUCCUCAAGAUUUGCGACCUCGGCCUCGCCAGGUCUGUGGACACGCCGCCACCGGACACCGCGGAGCUUGAGGGCACCCUCUGGUACAUGGCGCCGGAGCAGCUCCUUGGAGACAAGAUCGGCACGGCCGUGGACCUGUGGUCUCUCGGAUGUGUCAUGGCGGAGCUCGUCGCUGGGGAGCCGCUCUUCCAAGAGGCAAACGUGUACGAGCAGGUGGUCAAUAUCGUCCGCCUCCUCGGGAUCCCCGACCAGGUCUCCUCUAUGCCAUUCGGCGUGUCUUCCUCGACGCCGAGCCAGCUGCGGGACUUGGUGCCCGAGGAGAAGCUAUCACAGGCGGGCUUCGACGUCCUGCACGGCCUGCUAGAGUACGACCCAAAGGACAGGCUUAGCGCGGCGGCCGCACUCCAGAUGCCGUGGUUUGCGGUAGAGGAUGACCGAUGA